CUUUCAGUAAUUUCUUUAUGACAUGCCUUGAUCUACUAAACCCAAUAUUUGAAUCAGGAAGUCCCCUAAUCUCUCUCUCUCUCCCCACUAUUUUUGUUCCAGUUUUCUACUUUCAAUCUUCCCCUUCGAAGGCCCACUUGUGAUUAAAACCUCUUCAACAAUUUUCAUCCUUCGAAACACCAAACCCAUUUGAAAAUUUCACUCUAAAAAAUCUCCAAUUCAUUUGCCAUCCUUAUAAUUAGUUCAUGCUCUAGUGAUUAACCUGUUUCAUAAUGUCUCAAAAGCAUUUACAUGAGCUAUUGAAAGAAGAUCAACAACCAUUCCAGUUAAAGGAUUACAUUGCAGAUAGGCGUUGGCAACUCAAACGACCCACUCCCAAAACCACUUUACAAGUCAAGAAACGCAAACCCAUUGUUGAGAGCUCAAAAACCAAGCGUAGACUCUACAAGCAAGCCUGUUUUUUCCCUUUCCAUGACUCACCGGACGGUAGAAAAUCACCUUCUCUGAAUUUCCCGGCACCGGAGCCGAAAAGCCCUUGUAAAAGUCCGAAUGGGUCUGUGUUUCUUCACAUACCAACCAGAACUGCUGCUUUGCUUCUUGAAGCUGCGAUGAGAAUUCAGAAACAGUCAUCGUGUACAAAAACCAAAACCCAAAUUAGAAAUGUAAAAUCUGGGUUAUUCGGGUCAAUUCUGAAGAGGCUGAAAGAUCGAAACCAGACCAAAAGGAAUGAAAUCGGAAACGCAGAGAUCAGGGUUUCAUCAAAUGAGUUGCCCGUUGGGCGUGAAAAAAUCUCGAGAAAGAGCGAGAAUAUGCAGGAAAAUGCGGUGGCUGUGGAUGAUAAAACUGCUUAUGAGAUGGGUUUUUCUUGUUCUUGUAAUAACAGUAGGCUUAGCAGUGCUGGUUGGUCGGAAAGCAAUGAAGAGAAGUCCUUGGAUUUGGAGACCUCUAGUAGUUGCAGGUCUGAGGACAUGGAAGAGAUUGAGUUUGUGGCUGAAGAGAGAGAAAAUGGAGGUUUUACUUCUUGUGAAAAUCAAUUCUGCUCAAGCCCUUUCCGAUUUUCUAUUCAGAAAAGCCCUUCUUCUGGUCGCCGGACCCCGGAUUUCUUGACGCCGGCUACAUCUCCCAGUCGCCACAAAAAAGAGGAGAAAGAGAACUAUGAAGUAGAGAACUUACAAAAAAUCCAACUAGAAGAGGAAGAGAAGGAGCAAUGCAGUCCAGUAUGUGUAUUAGAACCUCCAUUUGACGAUGAGGAUGACGAACAUGAAGGUGGUGACCAGGAAGAGGAAGGUUAUGAUCUCGAAUGCAGCUAUGCAAUUGUACAAAGAGCAAAGCAGCAGCUUUUGCACAAGCUUCGUAGGUUUGAGAAACUGGCAGAGCUGGAUCCUAUUGAACUCGAGAAAAUAAUGCUAGACGACCAGGACGACGAAGAUGAUAAUGAACUCCAAGAGGAAGAAGAUGAAUGUGAAGAUAAUGAACUGCUUAGUGAGAACAAUGUCGAUGAGCUUGUGAGAGAAGUGUUCAGCAUAUUAAGCCUCCAUCACCUAAUUACAAUCCCAGCACACAUGAAGAGGCUGGUGGCAGACCUCAUCGAUGAGGAGAGGAGAGAAAUGGAUGGCUUGGAUGGUAAUGAAGCCGUGGCAAAAAGGGUCUGCAAGAGGUUGGAUUCAUGGAAGGAUGUAAAUUCAAACACAAUCGAUAUGAUGGUUGAUUCGGACUUUAGACGAAAGGUCGAUGGAUGGAAUAGAUAUCAGGAGCAGAUUGGAGAGCCAGCAAUGGAAAUCGAGCUUGCUAUUUUCGGGCUAUUAGUAGAGGAAUUGUCUGGCGAACUAAUUUGCUUAGCCUCGUUAUAGUGGAAACCUUCACCAAGUUUCCAUCUGCUCGUAAUUAUUUUCCUUUUUUUUUUCCCCUUCAAUAGUUUUAAUUUUAACUGGAGGAUCAUAGUCUGACGGACACUGUGAAGGGUUAGCAAAUUUCUGGGGUAGAGGGUACUAGCAAACCACUGUGUAUAUGUAUCAUGUAUGUCUUGGGGAUGGUGUAGCUGUCCUUGGUUUAUAAGACCAUGACAAAUCAACCCUCUAUUUUUCCUGCUGAGAAAGAUCAGAAAGCAUUCUGGGACUUCAGAAACUUGUAUCCGUGUGUGUUUGUGUUUGUGUGUGUGUGUGUGU
Molecule: messenger RNA, 2165 nt
Organism: Ilex paraguariensis (yerba mate)
Lineage: Eukaryota; Viridiplantae; Streptophyta; Magnoliopsida; Aquifoliales; Aquifoliaceae
Source: the annotation of a GenBank genome assembly